Messenger RNA from Rhea pennata, 2266 nucleotides. RefSeq names its product serum paraoxonase/arylesterase 2. The record is from RefSeq and is a predicted model, not a curated record. Gene Ontology annotation, biological process: response to toxic substance. The coding region runs from base 164 to 1159 and encodes 331 amino acids. The transcript has 9 exons. NCBI's taxonomy places the organism in Eukaryota, Metazoa, Chordata, Aves, Rheiformes, Rheidae. Gene Ontology annotation, molecular function: arylesterase activity. Gene Ontology annotation, cellular component: extracellular region.
AACUUGUUCCUGAAGCUCAUGAGCAAAGUCAAGUUCAUGAAGCUGUUCAGUCUAGGAGAAUCAACCUCUGAAAGCGUGUAACCACUGCAGUGAUUUGGAGCAAUUGCUGCUGUCAGUACUGGGUUUUGCUUAUGUGGUAUUUUGCAGCUGAUACGUUGCUGGGAUGUGGAGGAGACUCAACGCUACGCGGGAAGUGGACCCGGUAGAGCUCCCGAACUGCCGGCUCAUUAAAGGCAUUGAAAGGGGUUCAGAAGACAUCGACAUACUCCCUGAUGGGCUGGCCUUCAUUAGCUCCGGUUUGAGAUAUCCAGGAUUGCACAGCUUUGCAUCAGACAAGCCAGGUGAAAUAUUUUUGAUGGAUUUGAAUGAAGAAAAUCCAAGAGCAAUUGAACUGAGAAUCAGCCGUGGGUUUGAUCUGGCGUCGUUUAGCCCUCAUGGGAUCAGCACUUAUAUAGAUGAAGAUGAUUCCGUGUACCUCUUCGUUGUGAAUCAUCCACAUCAGAAGAGCACAGUAGAAGUGUUUAAAUUUUCAGAAGAUGACCGUUCUCUUGUACACCUGAAAACUAUUCGACAUGACCUUCUGCCAAGUGUGAAUGAUUUAGUAGCUGUGGGACCAGACAGCUUCUAUGCUACCAAUGACCACUACUUCUUUGAUUUCAUCUUGAUGUACUUGGAGAUGUUCUUGGGUUUGACUUGGUCAAAUGUUGUUUACUAUAGUCCGAAAGAAGUUAAAGAAGUAGCAGCUGGGUUUUAUUCAGCCAAUGGAAUUAACAUUUCACCUGAUGGAAAGUACAUCUAUGUUGCAGAUAUAUUUGAUCAUAAUGUCCAUGUUCUGGAAAAACAUGCUAACUGGAAUUUAACCCACGUGAAGACGCUGCAGCUUGACACUCUAGUCGAUAACUUAUCUAUUGACCCUCACACUGGAGACAUCUGGACUGGAUGUCACCCCAAUGGAAUGAAGCUGAUCUACUACAGCCCUGAAAAUCUGCCUGCCUCUGAGGUGCUGCGGAUCCAGAACAUCCUCUCGGAGACGCCCACAGUGACGCGCGUGUACGCCGAGAACGGCUCGGUGCUGCAGGGGAGCUCGGUGGCGGCGGUCUACGAGGGAAAGCUGCUCAUCGGCACAGUGUUUCACAGAGCGCUGUACUGCAAGCUAUAGCCCGGCCCGGGUGAGAUUUGCUGCAGCCGAAAGGGUUUAAUUCCAUGUGAACUCGCAUAGUUUCUGCUAAAUUUGCUGAUUGCAAGAUUCUUCCAAUUAACCAGAAUCAUGGGUCAGGCGUUUUAGCUUUCCGCUCCAAAAGGGAAAUGAGAUUUUUAUGCAAGAGUAAAGGAAACAGAAUGUCAGGUGAGACGUUAGAGCUUCUCUGUCCAAGGCAGGUAACUCGCUGUCAGCAGCAAAGGCUGAACUCGAAGUGCAAGCUGUGACUGCGAAUAGCUGAAACUGCCAGACUUGGAAUUACCUAUCUAUUGUGACUGGAUUUCUGUUUAUUUCUUGGAACAAUUUGAUUUUUUUAAUGUGCAAAUUGCUACCCACGUGCGUGAUGCACUUUCCUGUCACUGAUCCUGGGCCUUUCCCAGGGACUGAACUGCCGGCGGGUCUUUUCCUAAACCUUCCUGCCAGCUUCCCCGUACGCUUCAGGAACCAGAGGAAGGAGAAUUAAUGUUAUUUCAGCCUCAUUUCUUCUCUCUUCCCCUUUUAAGCCAUUAAAAUAGCUUAAAUUUAAGUGUUUUAAAACAUUAAAGAUGUUACUUCAGUUUCAUAAGCUUAAUCCUACUGAGGAAAGAGGGGACAUCACUUUGGCAAUGGUUUCUUAGUGACUCUUCCAAAGGGAGCUUUAAAAAAGCCUUUUUCCUUGAUGUGCAUCUCCUUGAUGAGAUUGGAGUAUUAAGUAAGUUAUUUGUGAUUAGCUAAAAAGCUUGCUUGGUAGCAUUUGUUAAAAAUUAUUUUAGGCUCGUGACACUAUUUGUUCAGAAAUAAAAAGUGUCACAUUCUAAAGCGUCAGGCGUUUAAAGCAGUGGUAGUGAGACAGCUAAAACACUGACUGGUUUACUGUGUGGUUGGAUAAGUAGAAGGGCUGGCAUCAGUGUUUGCCUCAGCAGUUGUUAGGAGUGACUGAUGGCAAAACUAAAAGUUUCACAUUUUCCAGUAACCUAAGCAUCUUCAGAUGAGUAAAUCUACAAGUUGUUGGAUUUUGUCACACAUCUCCCACUUUUCUAAUUGUUUCUGGCCAUUCAGAAAAUAAAUAAAGACUGUGUUCACUGGUUA